Messenger RNA from Malania oleifera, 2613 nucleotides. RefSeq names its product LRR receptor-like serine/threonine-protein kinase FLS2. Bases 553 to 2340 code for a protein of 595 amino acids. Gene Ontology annotation, molecular function: protein binding. The transcript has a single exon. The record is from RefSeq and is a predicted model, not a curated record. NCBI's taxonomy places the organism in Eukaryota, Viridiplantae, Streptophyta, Magnoliopsida, Santalales, Ximeniaceae.
GCCCAUUCCUCCCCCCCACUCGUCCAUGGCAGAGGGAGAAAGUAGAGCAGGCGCUCAAACACACGCCCAAUUUUAAAAGCAAGGAAGGAUAAUUUGAAUCCGGGGCGCUCCAACAUUCAGACGGGUUUUAGGAUCCUCGUGAUUCAUCAAACGGUCACUGGUGGGUGUCCUUGUGAAACAAUUUAAAUCCAAUACAGGGGAAGGAAAAAAAAAAAAACUAAAGGAGAAACAAGUUUUUGCUUUCAGAAAACAUGCUUUUCUUCCUCGCAUCCUAUAAAUAGUAGACUUUGUGCGGAGCUCUCUGUCCUCCCCAACAAAAUUAUAAUUUCUCCCUCACACUUCGAAUUUUCUACUCUCUUUUCCAUCAUUAUACCUUCUAGUCUACGUGAAGGAAUAAAUCAAUGUCUGCUUUUGAACUUUUCUUUUCCCAUUAAAAAAUACUUCCCUCUUCAAAGCUUCCUGUCAGAUCCCGAAUUCACCAGAAAUUUUUUCCCCGUUUAGUUUUCACUUCUCUAAACCAUAAUCCAAUCAGAGGGAAGCCCGUCUCGCAAAAUGCAGAAACUGAGAUGGGUUCUUGAGCUUUUGCUGAUUCUUUCAUUCUGUGAUCUGUUCUCGGAGACCUCUGCUCAACCCGCUUCAUCAGAGACCACCCCGGUUUGCAAUGAGGAGGAUAAAGCUUCUCUUCUCGCAUUUAGAAAAGGAAUAGUUAAGGACACUACGGGCGCUCUGACUUCGUGGACGAACGGAGAUUGCUGCAGCGGCGGAUGGGAGGGCAUUUCUCAGUGCAGCCCAGCAGGGAGAGUUACCGUGUUGCAGCUGCAGAGGCCAGAUGGGGAUGGGGCCACUGCCCCUUACAUGAAGGGCACCCUGUCCCCUUCUCUGGGCAACUUGCGUUUCCUGGAGGUGCUGGAGAUAAGUGGGAUGAAGUACAUUAGGGGAACUAUCCCUGAAAGCUUCUCAAAUUUAGUCCACCUCACCCAACUGAACCUGGAAGACAAUGCCCUUGAAGGGAGCAUCCCUACGAGCCUGGGGAAGUUGCCCUUGCUUCAGGGCCUCUCCUUGAAUGGUAAUCGCCUGAUGGGGCGGAUCCCUCCCAGCCUCGGAAACUUUGCAAGCCUUAAAAAUAUGAAUUUGGGUAGAAACUCCUUUGCAGGUCCCAUUCCACCGACCUUCAAGAGUCUCCAUAGCUUAGAAUAUCUUGAUCUCAGUCACAAUUCGCUAUCAGGGUCUGUCCCUGAUUUUGUAGGGCAGUUUCAAAAUCUGACCUUCAUUGACCUUUCCAGCAACCAGUUUUCGGGGUCAAUACCCAGUGCUUUGGGCAAUGUGCCUAACCUUAUGGACAUCUCAUUGAGUCAGAAUCAGCUCACAGGAAGAAUCCCAGAUCAGAUUGGGAACCUAAAAUCUCUUGCCACUCUUUCCCUCAGUUAUAAUCAGCUUACAGGCCUCAUUCCGGAGUCCAUUUCCCAAAUGCAGAACCUUUGGUCCCUUAAUGUGUCGACAAAUAGGCUCUCAGGUCCCUUACCCAAUGGGCUUGCCAAGGGCAUCCCUUCUCUGCUCUCAAUAGACCUCUCCUACAACAAUUUUAGUUUAGGAACGGUUCCAGAAUGGAUCAGCAGAAGAAAACUCACCGAUGUUCGUUUAGCUGGCUGCCAUCUCGGAGGAAUGCUGCCAGACUUUAAAGAACGGGAUUCCUUGACCUCCAUAGACCUCUCAGAUAACUACUUCACUGGAGGGAUCUCAAAUUUUUUCACUAAUAUGUCUAGCUUGCAGACUGUCAGGAUCUCAAACAACAGACUGAAGUUUGAUCUUUCAGAAGUUCAAUUGCCAAACAGCCUUGCUUCUGUCGAUCUCCACUCCAACCAGCUUUCUGGAUCACUCUCAACGAUCUUAAACGAGCACAGUAGUAGAUAUUUGGAAGCCAUAGAUGUAUCAAGAAACCUAAUUGGAGGGGAGAUUCCUGAAUUCAGAAGGGUCAUUCAUUUGAAAGUGCUGAACAUGGCAAGCAACAAUAUCAAAGGUAGCAUCCCUAUUUCAAUCUCAAACCUCACUCUGCUCCAAAAGUUUGACAUUUCAAGGAACCAUAUCAGCGGCAUAAUACCAACAAGUUUGGGGCUAUUGGUGAAACUACAGUGGUUGGAUUUGUCCAUCAAUGCACUCACUGGAAAAAUCCCAGACAGCUUGCUUGGGAUAAGAGACUUGAGGCACGCAAGCUUCAGGGCAAACAGACUCUGUGGAGAGAUCCCACAAAGGAAGCCCUUUAACAUUUUCCCUGCGUCUGCAUAUGCCCAUAACGAUUGCCUAUGUGGAAAACCAUUGCAGCCUUGCACGGGAAAGAAAUAGGGAAAAGAAGAGUGAAAAGCUCUCUGUUGCCAGAGCAACACCCACAGCUCACCCCAUGUGAGCUUGGCCACAAGAGGGAAGAGAAUAGGUUCUGUUUUUCUGCAACAGUUUGAAAUUCAUUCUUUUUUUCGUUUUUACCUUUCUCACUUUACUUAUAAGUCUGCAUUAUUUUUAGUCCUUAUCAGUUCCUAAUAUAAAAUAGGGUAUGUUUCUUUGUUGCAAUACAUGCCAGACUCUCUACUCUUAUAAAUAAAGAUGGAGAAUAUUGAUGAA